UUCUUGGUCUAUGCAAUAAUUUUGCUUAUGUUGUUAUGCUGAGUGCCGCAUAUGAUCUUUUGCAUGUCGACUAUCAUAAAUCUGAGGAACAGGUUGUAACUCGUAAUGAAAGUAAUGUAACAAGAUGUAAUCCAAUCUCUACUGGGGCAAUAUUGUUGGCAGAUAUUCUUCCUUCACUUUUUAUAAAAUUAAUUGCACCUUUUAUUGUUAUCAAGACACAUGUCCGUGUUUCAAUAGCUAUUAUUCUUAGCAGUCUAAGCUUUAUAAUUACUUCUGCAUCUGUGGGAAAUUGGAUGACAUUUUUGGGUGUUAUAUGUGCUGCUUUAUCUAGCGGUUUAGGGGAAGUGACGUUUCUGUCUUAUUCUUCCUUUUUUGAAAAGGAUGUUGUAUCUACAUGGUCUUCUGGGACAGGUGGCGCUGGUGUUUUUGGUGCUCUGUCAUAUGCCAGUUUGCAUUUUGUCCUGGAUACAAAAUACAUCCUCUUAGUUAUGCUUACUAUACCUGUGUUAACAGCGCUAGUUUUUUGGAUUUUAAUUAUUCAUCCAGUACCUGUUAAGUGUCAGUGCAGUUCCGAAAUGGAGCCUAUGCUUGGAGAUUCUAUUGAAAUGACGAAAAGAAACUAUAAUGAGCCUUCUGAGUUAUACGGCUUUCGAAAGAAACUUUCACUUGUGAAGGUAACAUUUUUACUCUAAUUAAUGUUUAAACUA
This is a messenger RNA of Stegodyphus dumicola, 707 nucleotides long. It is a transcript of the gene Cln3, whose product is annotated as CLN3 lysosomal/endosomal transmembrane protein, battenin. Gene Ontology annotation, biological process: regulation of intracellular pH; lysosome organization. The record is from RefSeq and is a predicted model, not a curated record. Gene Ontology annotation, cellular component: membrane; lysosome. Lineage: Eukaryota; Metazoa; Arthropoda; Arachnida; Araneae; Eresidae.